Messenger RNA from Suillus subalutaceus, 537 nucleotides. RefSeq lists its product as uncharacterized. Lineage: Eukaryota; Fungi; Basidiomycota; Agaricomycetes; Boletales; Suillaceae. The transcript is spliced from 5 exons. The record is from RefSeq and is a predicted model, not a curated record. Bases 1 to 537 code for a protein of 178 amino acids.
AUGGAGAUAGGCAGACAUGGGCAGGACAUGGGAGGAUUCGGUACUGAUGGGACGGAAUGGUCCGGCCGAGUACAGACAACCCUGCCUCCUUGCAAGAGGCCGAGGCAACGGGUCCGUAUCGGCCGAGUCGGACAUAAACCGGUGUGGUAUAGAAGAGUCGAGCUGCUUGACUUCUAUAGCGAAAUGGGGUUCUGCGAGGGUAGCCCAAGUUUGAACACCACAGCAGUCAGUGGGGAUGAGGGUGAUGAUGGGGUCAGGUUGUGGUCUGUUGGGGCAGGCGAGCUUGGUGUGGGCGAGGAAGGGAACUGGAGGGAUGUUGAUGUCAGUGUUGGGGCUGGGGUCCUCGAGGUAGUUGAUUCGAGAUCGGUUGGUGUUGAUGUUGAUGAUGGCAAAGGGGGUGGUGUCGAGUCAUUGGUCUUGUUGGUGGCGUAUGGCUUGGGUAGUUGGAUUAGGGUGGCGGGUAGGGGAUGUAUUGACCUGUGGGGCGGUGGGGGGCAUCUGGGUUUUUGGUUUAGGGACGGUCUUGGUGAGUGUUGA